Molecule: messenger RNA, 1107 nt
Organism: Osmia bicornis bicornis
Lineage: Eukaryota; Metazoa; Arthropoda; Insecta; Hymenoptera; Megachilidae
Product: putative nuclease HARBI1
Exons: 5
Coding region: 1-1107 (368 amino acids)
Source: RefSeq, a predicted model, not a curated record
AUGGACUUCGAGGAUAUCGAUGAUAUCGAGGACAUUGAGGACAUUGAGGACAUUGAGGACAUCCAGAAUGAACAUCCAGAAAUAUCAAGGCGAUACAUUCGAGACGGGAGUGAUCCGUAUGAUUGUUUUGACGAGGAAAAAUUCCGUAGACGCUACCGUUUCACGAAAGACUCUGUUUUAAAUGGAAUUUUGCCUAAAAUUGAAGCAGGGCUACAUAAAAGUAAUAAUUGCGGUUUACCGAUCCCUCCUGCGAUGCAGCUCUUAAUUUGUUUGCGGUAUUAUGCUACUGCAAGUUUUCAACUUAUUCUGGGAGACACGAUGAAUGUUUCUCAGCCCACAGUCUCCCGCAUAGUAUUUAGGGUGAGUUCACUAAUAGGCAGUCUGGUGACGGAGUAUAUUAAGUUUCCCAGGGAUCCGGACAAUUCCACUCAAAAUCGCAGGUUAUUCAAUAAUCUGGGACACGGAAACGGAGCUAUUGGUUUACCAGGUGUGGAUGGCGCUAUUGAUUGCACCCACAUUAGAUUAACAGCAUCCAGAUUCAACAACAUGGAAGAAAUGUACCGGAAUAGAAAAGGAUAUUUUUCAUUGAAUGUUCAGGCUGUCGUGGGUCCUUGUAUGGAAUUUUUGGAUAUCGUACCAGAGUGGCCUGGCAGUGCUCAUGAUAGCAGAAUUUUUCGUACAUCCCGAUUACACAUGCGAUAUGUGACAGGAGAAUUAGAUGGAAUCCUUAUCGGGGAUGGUGGAUAUCCAUGUCUGCCUUUUCUUAUGACACCCCUGCGGAAUCCCCAGACUGAAGAAGAAAUAAGGUACAAUGAAAUCCAGAUCAGGACCCGACAAAUAGUAGAGAGAACGUUCGGUGUGUGGAAGCGCCGUUUUCCAUGUCUGUCAAGGGGUUUAACAACGAAGCUAUUAUGUUCCACAACAACGGUAGUUGCAUGUGUUGUGUUGCACAAUUUAGCCCUCAUUUUCAAUGACACUCUUAUUCAAGAAGAUGAAAUUGAAAUCGAAAAUGAAGAUGGAGAAGCAUUAUUGGGAAACAUGGAAAAUGAUAAUGGCGUUGAUGGAUUUGCUACACGUGAAGCACUCAUUGCCCGUAUGUUUAAUUAA